AUAGUGAUGGAGGUAAGUAUGCUUGAUUUCUCUCACAUCAAUUUAAUUGAUAUCGGGUUUUAUGUUAACAAGACAUUUUAUUUCGUUUGUCGCUCACAUUUUUAAUUAUUCUGGACUAGAUCAUGAUAUAAAUAUAGAUGUUGCACACACAGAUGAAGAGGAAAUUGUAGCAACUGAAGAUGACAUUGAAAGAGGGCUAGGCAGUAAAGAAGGAAAAUCUCCCGACAGCGUCGAAAACCUUAGAUUGGAGUAUCUAGAACGAUCGAACAAAGUUCUACUGUUGUGGAAUACGCCAAAAUACCUCGGGGCUGGUGGUUUCUAUAAAAUAUACUAUAAAGUAUCAGGAAGUAGCAAACCAAAAUGGAUAUACAUGGGAAAAACUCGAGAAUCGUGGUAUAUCUGCAAGGAUGCCCAACCAGGAGUAGAAUUCAAGUUGAGAGUGAAGACAAAAAAUGAUUUUGGUGCGUCUAAACCAAUAGACACUAAAACAUUUCGAGUAAAAGAGGUUAACAUUGAAACUAAAAGCUGCCAAUGCCUAGAAACAUCGCCUGAACCAGAUUCAGAUGUAGCCUCUCAACCUGAAUCAGAUCAGAAAAGCUCUGAUGAACGUGCUGGGUCUGAAUCAACUGCAUCUGAGGAAGCGUCUCUAUCAAAAUCAAGUGAGUCACAGCAAUCUAAUGAUGUAAACGAGCCAAAGAAAUCAUCUUCUCGAAAUUCUGCUGAAUCUGAACAAUCUCUUUCUCAAAAUUCUGCAGAAUCUGAACAAUCUCUUUCACAAAUUUCUGCUGAAUCUGAACAAUCUCAUUCACAAAUUUCUGCUGAAUCUGAACAAUCUCUUUCACAAAUUUCUGAUACUCAGUCAUCUCUUUCACAAAGCUCUGAAUCUAAGUCAUUACAACCACAAAGUUCUUCUGAAAAGUUAUCACAUCCAGGAAGUUCUUCUAAAUCCAAGUCAUCACAUCCAGGAAGUUCUUCCAAAUCUAAGUCAUCGCGUCUGCAAAGUUCUUCUGAAUCUAAGUCAUCACAUGCAGAAAGUUCUUCGAAAUCUAAGUCACCACACCCACGAAUUUCUUCUGAAUCCAAGUCAGCACAUGCAGGAAGUUCUUCGGAAUCUAAGUCAUCACAUCCACAAAGCUCCUCUGAAUCUAAGUCAUUGCUUUCACAAAUUUCCGGAGAAUCUCAGCAAUCAUCUUCUCAAAAUUCGGCUGAAUCUCAUCAAUCGCAUUCACGAAAUUCAGAUCAUGAGUCAUCGUCUGCACAAAACUCAGAUGAAUCUGAAAAGACAUCUGAAUCAAAUGAAUCUGAGGAACUCCCGCAACGAAAUUUUGCUAAAGGGAUAAUCAGAGGCAAAGCUUUAUCCGGAAAAGCACUUAAAAAAAUCGAGGACGCUCUUGAAGAUCGUUUAGAUAAAAGCGGAGAUCAUUCUGGUGAAACUAGAUCUCAUCAGCUUAGCAAGAGUAAGAAAAAAGCUAUACCCAAUCAAAAUACGAACUAUCGAAGGAAAACUGUCAUAGGCGAUGCAACGAAUAAGGCAGUACCUGGAGCUAUCUAUGGCAGCAAUGAAAAGAUUGUUAACCGCAGAUAUUUAGAAAAAGAUUUGGUUUUGCAAAAUAAUUCAUAUUUGAAUAUUUAUGAAGAUGGCGAAGAUAUUUCAAUUCCACUUGGCAAAGGUAACGAUUCGACGACCUCAAAUAUUCCUUCAAAGUCUACAAAUAAUGGUUACGAAUAUUUAGAAGAUUACAUGGUAUUAGAUUCCAACUAUAAUUCCCAUUUACAGACGCAUGAGAAUAAUGAAAAUGUUUCAGUUCAACUUCAUGAAAGUAAUAGGCCAAACACUUUUGAAAAUCUUUCAAAUUACAUUACUUCUACAAGACUUUAUGGAAUAAAUAAUCCCAAGUCUCAAAAUAUUUCCAAUUAUACAUCAACAUUUAAGGCUGAUGAAGAUACUGAAAAGUCUUUAUUUCAACUUCUUGAAAGCAGUCAUCCAAAGAUUCCAAAUAAUCAUUUUCCUGGACCACCACGAAAUCUAGAAAUAGUUAAAGCAAAAUUGAAAAACUCAUCAGGCUGUCCAGAAUACGUUUUCCUGAAUUGGAACCCUCCGGAAGAUAGUGAAGGACUCAACGUGACACAUUAUGUAGUGGAAACGAAUAAAGAUUCUGAUUUGAAAUGGAACCCUAUUGGAAAAACUAAGGCAGCGAACACAAUGAUAAGAAUUAAAAAUUGUGGACUUUGCUCUAUUCGAAUUCGGGCAAUUACAGAGACUGGUAAAGGUAUACCUAGCAGUGUGAUAAACUUCACCAAAGAGAUUUACUAUAAUUAUUCAUGUAAUAACACUGAUGAUUUUGGCUUACGUCAGAAACGUCAAGCUAAGUCCUCCACGAUUCCAAGGGGAAAAAAUAGCAAAGAAAGUCAUGAAACAAACAGCAAUCAAUUAGACAACAUUCUGGAUUCUAUAAAAAAUUGCCACAGAGGAAAAUUGAUGACUUUGAAUAGUCUGGAUGCUUCCAAUGCCAAAGCUAUUUCAAUUGAGAUAUUGGAACGUGCUUCUGUUUGUAUAGAAGAACACGCACCCACUGAACCAGUAACAUACAGUGACAAGAGUUUCAAAGAUUUCCUCAAGAAGUUCAUACUCCAAAUCAGAACAUUUUCGUUACGGCACUUUUUAUCCUUAAGAAUGAAUCGUUAUAAUCAAGCAAGAAACUGUUUGAAAUCUCUGAAUUAUUCUGGCAUUGAACAUUGCUAUGAUUUACUCAACAACUAUACGAUGUGUACACGAAAUCAUUCUAGUAACACUUCUGUUCAUAAUGAAAUGAUUACAUGUUUGUGGAAGCCAUUGAAUUCUUGCUCAAAGAAAGCAAUUGAAAUUUUAUUGAGGACAAUGAUUACGGCUGUGAAUGGAGUNCACACCCUCGGUCCCUACGCAGACUGA
Messenger RNA from Parasteatoda tepidariorum (common house spider), 2929 nucleotides. Lineage: Eukaryota; Metazoa; Arthropoda; Arachnida; Araneae; Theridiidae. The record is from RefSeq and is a predicted model, not a curated record.